Haemorhous mexicanus (house finch) is the source of this 1305-nucleotide messenger RNA. Its product is annotated as receptor-type tyrosine-protein phosphatase T-like. The transcript is spliced from 8 exons. The coding region runs from base 91 to 1305 and encodes 404 amino acids. The record is from RefSeq and is a predicted model, not a curated record. Gene Ontology annotation, cellular component: membrane. Lineage: Eukaryota; Metazoa; Chordata; Aves; Passeriformes; Fringillidae. Gene Ontology annotation, molecular function: protein binding.
GCCGCCGCGCACGGCCACCAAUGCGGGGAAUAGCGGCGGGCAGGCAGCGGCUCCGCGGCAGCGGGGAGGGCAGGUGAACUCCGGGGAAGGAUGACCGGCGUGGCCGCGAUCGUCUUUUUCUUGCAGCUCUUGCUCAGGGCGGACGGACAGGUCUUCCCAGGUGGUUGCUCAUUUGAUGAGCACUACAGUAACUGUGGUUACAGCGUCGCCUUGGGAACCAAUGGAUUUACCUGGGAGCAGAUCAACACCUGGGAAAAGCCAACAAUGGAUCCUGCUGUCCCAACUGGCUCCUUCAUGAUGGUAAACAGCUCUGGGAGAGCAUCAGGGCAGAAAGCUCACCUGCUGCUGCCCACUCUGAAGGAGAAUGACACCCACUGCAUCGACUUCCACUAUUACCUGUCCAGCCGCGACCGCUCCAGCCCCGGCUCCCUCAACGUCUACGUCAAGGUCAACGGGGGCCCCCAGGGCAACCCCAUCUGGAACGUGUCAGGAGUGGUGACUGAAGGCUGGGUGAAGGCAGAGCUGGCCAUCAGCACCUUCUGGCCACAUUUCUAUCAGGUGAUAUUUGAAUCUGUCUCUUUGAAAGGACACCCUGGGUACAUAGCUGUGGAUGAAGUCAGAGUCCUCGCCCAUCCCUGCAGAAAAGCCCCCCAUUUCCUGCGGCUGCAGAACGUGGAGGUGAACGUGGGGCAGAACGCCACCUUCCAGUGCAUCGCCGGGGGGAAGUGGUCACAGCACGACAAGCUCUGGCUCCAGCAGUGGAACGGGAGGGACACAGCCCUGAUGGUCACUCGAGUGGUCAACCACAGGCGUUUCUCAGCCACGGUCAGCGUGGCCGACACGUCGCAGCGCAGCAUCAGCAAGUACCGCUGCGUCAUCCGCUCCGACGGCGGCUCCGGCGUCUCCAACUACGCCGAGCUCAUCGUCAAAGAGCCUCCCACCCCGAUCGCGCCCCCGGAGCUGCUGGCCGUGGGAGCCACGUACCUGUGGAUCAAGCCCAACGCCAACUCCAUCAUCGGGGACGGGCCCAUCAUCCUCAAGGAGGUGGAGUACAGGACCACCACGGGCAACUGGGCAGAGACCCACAUCGUGGACUCCCCCAACUACAAGCUGUGGCACCUGGACCCCGACGUGGAGUACGAGAUCCGCGUGCUGCUGACGCGCCCCGGGGAAGGGGGCACCGGGCCCCCCGGGCCCCCCCUGACCACCAGGACCAAGUGUGCAGGGGGAAGGAGGGUGAAAUGGCUGUACCUGCCACUGGUGACGCUGCAAAUGGCAUCGAUGUACACAUGUAGGGGGUAUUAA